Molecule: messenger RNA, 4049 nt
Organism: Cotesia congregata
Lineage: Eukaryota; Metazoa; Arthropoda; Insecta; Hymenoptera; Braconidae
Source: the annotation of a GenBank genome assembly
AUGGACAUUAAUCCCGAAUCGAGUGGCGAUGAACGGAUUGAAAACCUCGAAAAGAUAAAAGAAUCAAAAACAGAAUAUCAGCUUCAAAAAUUUAAAUUAACAAAUUUGAAUAGUUCUCCCUUGGAACCUCACGCUGUUUCUACUGAAAAGGGACAGCAAAAGUUUGCGUCAGAUGUAUCUUGUGAAGUCGAUAAGCCUCUCUCUUAUCAAGUAAUGGAAUAUUAUCAUAAAUACUCGCAAAAUUCAAACUUGAAUAGAUUUUUUUCAUUACCUGGAACUAAUACUGAGCAGCACAAUCAUAGUUGGAAAGCUUAUAAUAAAAUUUUACCUAGAUCACGACAAACUAUUACUACGUCAAAUGACAACUAUCUCGAAGCCCCAAAAGAGCGACGAAGGUGGACUCGACCUCCUCUUAUUGGUCAAUUAUCCGGAUCUCUUGGUAAAGCUAUUAAUGAUCCUUAUGUAGAAAGAGUAUUUUUAGAGCCAAGAUCUUCAUCGCCGGAAAUUCAAGUAAAACCAAAUGUAUAUCUUGAACCAGAAAUAAAUAUACGUGAAAAUAGUCCGAGGAUAGAAAAAUCUGGAAUUUUAAAUUUAGAAACUGAUCGUGAUUUAAAAAUUUUGUCACCAGCAUCUAGCAAUACAUCCCACAAGCCAUUAGAAUGGGACAGUUGGGCAGAUGUUGGUUAUCACAAUGUUCUAUUAUCAACAGAAAAAGAUUCAUUACACACAGUUCAAUCAGUUGAACACAAAGUUUCAACUCACAGCUUGUGCCCUACAUCAUUUCGAUUAGAUCCUGAAGGUACUACUGCUUCAAAUGUUGAAUCUUUUAACGGCAAUGCACUCAACUCACCGUCUAGAACUCGACAGCAAUCUUCGAAGCCUAACGCUCACUCUACCCAAUUAACUGACGACAUGAUAAAUUCUGAAGAUGAAUUAAAAAUCACUCCAAUUAUUAAAACUACUUAUUCAAAUAUUAUAGCAGGAAAUAUAACUAGUGAUAAUGAAAUUUUAUUAAAAAGCGAUGCUCCGUCUAACAGUAAAGAAAAAAAUCAAGAAGAACUUGAUCCAAAAAGUGAUAAGUCGACACCGUCUGAUUGUAAAACAUCUAGUUCGUCUAAAAAAUAUUUUUCUAUUUCAAAUAAUAAAAAAAAUCCUAUAAGACAAAGUCUAAGUGAAAUAGAUUUAAGAAAACUAACGACUGAUGAUAACAGAGGCCUUGUAGUUCCUUUUAAUUUACAAUCUACUUCUUCAUUCACAACAAUCGUAAAUAAACCUACUUUAUGUGAUAAAUAUGUACAAAUAAAUUAUAUUCCUGAAAAUGGCUCGAAUAAAACGACGAAAGAAACUCAAGUUUCUUUAUCUGGAGGAAUAGAUCAAGCUGGAAAAAUAAAUGUCGAAGAAAAAGUUAAAAAUUGGCAAACUGAGUUGGAUGACAAAGAAAGUGAAACAGACAAAGUACAAAAUGAAAAAGACGAUAAAAGUUAUUCUGAAAAUGAAAUAAAUAAUCUAACUCUCAAAAGUUCAAAAAUUAAAUCUAAAUAUGAUAGCAGAAACGAAAAUAGUUUAACAAAACAGAAAGAGCCAAAAAAUAAUAAUUUUCCAUCUCAACAAGAAUCUCAGAGAGAAGAAAUAGAAGGAGGUAGAACAUCUAAUAGUUUUGAAUAUUUUCCUGGUCAUACUUACAAAAAUUUAGAUCACGUGGACAAUACUAGUCACAUAACAUCUAUUCAUACUGAUAGAUCUUAUUCAACAAUGCCAAAUACAAGUUCAAGCUUGGAUGAAAAACUUUGGGGUCACUCUGAUAGUCUUCUUCAUGAUCUAGAACGGAGUUUAACAAUAUUGAAAAGUCUUGUUAAUGCUAAUAAGUGUGAUAAACAAGUUAAAAAACGUUUAAUUCAUCAUGUUAUAAAAAGACUUGUUACAGCUAAGUACACUGAUGAUAAAAUAGAAUGUAAAUUAGAGGAUAAUGUACCGUGGAAUCCAGAUAAUACUAGAAAUAAGAUAUAUUGUAACGAAAUAAUCCAAGCUCUUGCCAAAAAAAGAAAUCAACAAAAUAGUACUGAGGAAUCAUCAGAAAAUUCUAAAUUAGAUAAAAGAAUUUUUUCCUCAAAUCGGAAAACUCAAAAUAGAGAAAUUCAAAAUAAAAGUCAAUUUAUUAACAGUGAAAGUAGCGAUAAUUUUGACGAGAGAAUUACUGACAGGACAGACUGUAUGCAAGAUGGACGAAAGGCUCGAAUGGGCUUGAGAAAUGAUAAACAUUGUUUUUAUUAUUAUCGUCACAGUUCAUUGAAAAAUCAAAAAGACGAUCAAUUAUUUGAAAUUGACAAAACUGAAAGUUCUGAUAGCUUCUUACCUCAACUACCAAAUUUAAAUUAUCAAGAAAAAUUAACCAAGUCAUCAAACGGAUUAAUGAGAGAAUCAUUGUCUUCGAUAAUUCCCAUAGCUACUACUGGACCCACAAAAACUCCCCGAAUCGUACCAAAUUCAACUUCAAUCACUAGAUCAUCGAAUAUUACCAGUGGCAACAGUACUGUUAUCACUACCUCGACAAACACCACUACUACCACACCUGUUUCUGUUAACAGUUCGCAGAGUAAUUCAGAGCAACAAGGUAAAGUUCAGAACAAUGCAGGACUAGAGAAGAAAGAUUGGAGAUUACCUUCAACAAUGUCAGAAAAGCUGUUUGCACAUGAAUGGUGUAACUCUAAAAUAGUAUCGGCUACGCGCUUGAUAGACUAUGUUGAAAUGGAAAAAAAAAAUCAACUUGUCUGGAUAAAUAGUGAAAUCAAUCAUUUAUCGAGCUUGAAAAAAUUACUAGAAGAAUCUAUUGAAUCUAUUAACAAAGAUAAAAAAGAUCAUUUUAAAGAAAAAUCAAAACGGGUGGAAGAAAAUUUACCGAAUUCUAGUUCUAAUUUUAAAAAAAAUAAGCAAUGGUCUUCACAUGGAAAUCUCGUUGAAAAAUUUAAAGAAAAUCAAAAGAUUUUGGAAAACAAAAAUAGCCAUACACGGCAUGGUAUCAAAGAUGUAAUAGCCAAUAAAAAUUCAAGUGACAGUGGACCAACUGUGAGAUCGCCAUUGUCAGAACUGUCUUCAUUGUCUUCAGAAGUUUCUCGGCUAGCAAAAAAUAAAAGCGAACGUUAUGAAUGCCAAAAGCAACUUGGCUUUUCUUCUGAAUCAAGUUCUCAGUUUAAACAAUUGUGUACAGAUAAUAAUAGGCCCAUAAUCAACCAAUCUCAAAUUAAUUCUAAAAAAGAAACUAAAAAUCAACUCAACGACCGAUGUAAAUCUGAUUUUAUAGUUACUGAGGAUGAAAAAAAAUUUAAUAGAGCUAAAUAUCAUCACAAAGGUUUGUGUACUUCAGAUGUUGUCGUUGUAUGCUGUAACCAUCAAACUGACGGCAAAGCGACGGAUGAAGAAAGUCAAGAAAGAGAGUUGAAAAAUGAAGAUGAUAAAAUGACUCAGAAAAAUCGAGAAGAGCUUGAAAAGGAUGAUGAAAAAAAUGAAAAAGUUAAUCAAGUAGUAAGUUAUGAAAAUUUUAAAACUUGUCAUAGUGGGAACCAAAAUUCUUCUAGUAAUACAAUGUACAUCAAGCCGAUUGCUUAUGAAUUAUCUUUUAACAAAAAAAACGAAAAAACUUACUCAAAAACUAAAACUCAAUCACCGCAAAAAACGCUAGACACUUCUGAUUUGCACAAUUCGUGUUGUAGCGAUGAUUGCCACUGUGAUUCUACUCAAUUUCAGUUGAAGGACUACUUAAAAAAAAAUAAUCCUAAAUUUGUAGACAAUGUGGAGAUGCGGAAACGUUAUGUAUCGGAAAUUUCACAAUUAAGAAUGUUGAAAAAGAAAAAUAGAAUGCACUUAAUACCACCGAGUCAACCGUCUAAUUCAACAGUUAAUCAAAAAACACACUCAUCAAGUAAGCGAAAAUAAUUUUUUUAAUUAGAUUAUAUUGUUAAUUUAUUCAUUAAUUAAGUGAUCAGUCUGAUUUCGGCGCUUAAAAAAAAAAAAUAUUAUGGAUAUUAAUAUAGAAUUUAUUUUAAUACUAAAGU